AUGAUGAAAAACGCGGAGCAAUACGUGAUCGAUCCGAGGAAAGUGGAGUCGAACGAGGACCCUCGGCAAUUCCUGAUGAUCCGGAACAUCCCGAACAGCAUUUCGCAGGAGGAAUUGCUGUCGAUUUUGGAGACGUAUGUGCAGGGAGAGAUCGAGUUCCUGUAUCUGCCGAUCGACAAAGUGACUUCGUGCAAUCUGGGAUAUGGGUAUGUGUCGUUGUUGAACUGCUCGAGUGUGUUGAAAUUGUAUAAUGCGAUGCAUAAGAAGAGAUGGCCGAAGUCAUCGAGUUUGAAGCUCUGCGAUAUUGUAUAUGCGAGAAUACAGGGACAUCGUGAUUAUGUGAAAAUGUGUGACCGGUGGGAGAUAAUGAAUGAGUCCCCCGCGCUCCAGCCGAUUUUCUUUAAGAAAGUCGAGAAGGAAAAGAAUGGUGUUAAGCAGGUGCUAAUGGUUCGUUCUUCGUUUAAAGAGCUACGAAAACGGCACCCCUAA
Messenger RNA from Blastocystis hominis, 489 nucleotides. RefSeq lists its product as hypothetical. Gene Ontology annotation, molecular function: nucleic acid binding. The record is from RefSeq and is a predicted model, not a curated record. The transcript has 3 exons. The coding region runs from base 1 to 489 and encodes 162 amino acids. Lineage: Eukaryota; Bigyra; Opalinata; Blastocystidae.